This is a messenger RNA of Aspergillus alliaceus, 734 nucleotides long. Its product is annotated as GFA family protein. Lineage: Eukaryota; Fungi; Ascomycota; Eurotiomycetes; Eurotiales; Aspergillaceae. The record is from RefSeq and is a predicted model, not a curated record. Bases 45 to 452 code for a protein of 135 amino acids. Gene Ontology annotation, molecular function: carbon-sulfur lyase activity. The transcript is spliced from 4 exons.
CUAUCAUUCCUCUCAGAUCACCACCCCCAAAAAACACCACAAUCAUGACCGAUACCCCGACCACCAAAUCCUACACGGGGAACUGCCACUGCGGCCAAGUCAAAUACUCCUUUUCCCUCUCGCCGCCGAUAGAAGACCAGGAGGUCGUCCAGUGUAACUGCUCCAUCUGCACGAUCAACGGCUACCUACUCGUUUACCCAAAAUUAGAGGAUUUCAACUUCCCGAGUGAGGAGACUGUUAAGCCCUACCGCUUCGGAUCGAAACAAGUCCCCCAUUAUUUCUGUAAUAAUUGCGGUUCGAGCGUCUAUGCCAGUGGGACGCUUCCGGGAGUGGGGAGUCUUGUUGCUGUUAAUGUGCGGACUGUUCCCGGUGUUGAGAUCGAGACUUUGAAGCUGAAGAAGAUAGAUGGGCGAAAUUUUACAUUGGAGAAGGAGAAGGAGGGUGAGGUUUAGGUUUGUGAGUCCUUCUUUUUGUCUUUUCGAUGGGGGGUGAAUAGCGGUGUUUUGGCACGGGGAUGGGGGUUGGGCUGUAUAUAUUAUCGGGUUUGUUUGAGGUGUAGUUGGUGCACGUUUGGUGUUUAUAUAUACUUUGGGUUGAGGAUGGGGGUAUGUAGUAGGUAUAUACGUCAGAAACGGAGUGCAGGUUCAAGUUGCAUGUUGUACUUAGCUGUUAUUGCCGUUAUGGUUGGUUGGUGUGUUCGUGGACAGUAGAAUUCAUGUGUAUGGCCCUGGGUA